GGGCCGCCGUCGUCGCCCCGGCAUUCCGCCGCCGGUUCGGCCGAGCGGCGUCGGCUCCCGCGUCUGUGGGCGCUGUUGUCGGACUCAGGGCGCCCGCUGAUCCGCGGCGACGACGACGAUGGCCCCCUGAGCAGAUCGGCGCUAAGUAGCGGCGGGCGGGCGGGAGCCGCGGCCCUGCCCGCGUCUGAGCCCAGGCUAAUCGCGCCUCUUUGUCUCCGGGCGGAAGUGGGACGCGCGGCGGGGACGCGGCGGCCGCACCAUGAGCGACAUCCGCCACUCGCUGCUGCGGCGCGACGCGCUGAGCGCCGCCAAGGAGGUGCUGUACCACCUGGACAUCUACUUCAGCAGCCAGCUGCAGAGCGCGCCGCUGCCCAUCGUGGACAAGGGCCCCGUGGAGCUGCUGGAAGAGUUCGUCUUCCAGGUGCCCAAGGAGCGCGGCUCGCAGCCCAAGAGACUGAAUUCGCUCCAGGAGCUCCAGCUUCUUGAAAUCAUGUGCAAUUAUUUCCAGGAGCAAAGCAAGGACUCGGUGCGGCAGAUCAUUUUCUCCUCCCUUUUCAGCCCCCAAGGGAACAAAGCCGACGACAGCCGAAUGAGCUUGUUGGGAAAGCUGGUCUCCAUGGCCGUGGCUGUGUGUAGGAUCCCCGUGUUGGAAUGUGCGGCCUCCUGGCUCCAGCGAACGCCAGUGGUCUACUGUGUGAGACUUGCCAGGGCCCUCGUGGAUGACUACUGCUGUUUGGUGCCAGGCUCGGUUCAGACUCUGAAGCAGAUCUUCAGCGCCAGUCCCCGUUUCUGCUGCCAGUUUAUAACGUCCGUGACUGCGCUCUACGACCUGUCGUCAGAUGACCUCAUCCCACCUUUGGACUUGCUUGAAAUGAUUGUCAGCUGGAUCUUCGAGGACCCGAGGCUGAUUCUCAUCACGUUUUUAAAUACUCCCAUUGCCACCAACCUGCCUGUAGGAUUCUUAGAGCUCACGCCCCUCAUCGGACUGAUCCGCUGGUGCGUGAAGGCCCCUCUGGCUUACAAGAGGAAGAAGCCUCGCCUCUCCAAUGGCCACUUGGGUCACAAGGUCGCCAAGGACUCGGGCACGGGCACGGACAGAGACUCACACCUGCUGUACUCAAAGCUCCAUCUAAGUGUGCUGCAAGUCCUGAUGACGCUCCAGCUGCACCUGACCGAGAAGAACCUGUACGGGCGCCUGGGACUCAUCCUGUUUGACCACAUGGUCCCGCUUGUGGAGGAGAUCAACAGACUGGCAGAUGAACUGAACCCCCUCAAUGCCUCCCAGGAGAUCGAGCUUGCACUGGACCGCUUGGCCCAGGCAUUGCAGGUGGCCAUGGCAUCAGGGGCCUUGCUCUGCACUAGAGAUGACCUGAGAACCUUGUGUUCCCGGCUACCCCAUAACAACCUGCUCCAGCUGGUGAUCUCAGGCCCAGUGCAACAGUCGCCACACACCGCUCUUCCCCCUGGGUUCUACCCGCACAUCCACACCCCCCCGCUCGCCUAUGGCGCUGUGCCAGCCCACCCAGCUGCCCACCCAGCCCUGCCUACACACCCAGGGCACACCUUCAUCUCAGGCGUGACGUUUCCAUUCAGGCCCAUCCGCUAGGCUGCCCUUCUAAGCCGCCAAGCGGCUGUGUGCCUUGCACCUGGGCCAAGGAAUUCCGCCUUCGGAGAGAGGGAUGCUGGCCCCAGGGACAAGAACCCUUGGGAGGCAGCAGGUGGUCUCUCCAGCUGGUAGAACCAUCUUGGUACUGAUGUCCCAAGUUGCUGGUGCCCAGGUGCCUCCUGCCUGGUCAUGUUAAAUAUCCAGAUUGGAUGGAUGAAAGGGAGUGCACUCAGCCCUCCGCAGAGAGCGCUGCGGGUGUUAAAUAUGCCAGUCUCGAGUGACAGUGGCACUCAUGCACACUCAGCCCGCCACCAGGGAACGCUGGCGGGUAAGCCGCCCCUCGGGUCCAUUUGCCCUGCCUCAGGAAUGUGCCGUGUCUCUGCCACCAGCACACGGUUUCCGCAGCUCCGUGAGCUCAGAGUGCGGAGGGAGAGACCCAUGCUUGUGCGCAGCACUGGGCACUGCUCAGGGACACCUGUUGGGAUUCCCCAUCACCUUGGAAAGGAUCUUCUGUGUUUUAUUUGGGGGAUAUCUCUAAAUUUUCCUUUCAUGUGUUCAAAAUAAAUUUUUUCUAAACAGUUUUA
Molecule: messenger RNA, 2190 nt
Organism: Microtus ochrogaster (prairie vole)
Lineage: Eukaryota; Metazoa; Chordata; Mammalia; Rodentia; Cricetidae
Gene: Ints15
Product: integrator complex subunit 15
Source: RefSeq, a predicted model, not a curated record